AUGGCGAAAGAAGAAUCCUUCACCCUUCUCUCGCUCGGCCUCAGUAUCAUUGCCCUCCGAACCUGGUGGAGAUGGUCAAAUGUAGGCUUCAAGGCUUUCGACUGGGAUGAUUACCUCAUGCCAGUCUCCGGUAUUCUUUUCACCAUUGUAACGUCACUCGCAUAUCUCGUCGGCGCGAAAUACCAUGGCCUCACAAAUAGUUACAUGACGGAAGAGCAGCGCGCGGCGCUGGAUCUCGACUCGGUCGAGGCAUAUAACCGCGUCUCAGGAUCGAAGCUCCAGAUCAUCGGAUGGGAGCUCUAUGCCAUGGAUCUUUGGGUACUGAAGCUGUGCCUGACAGUCUUCUACUCACGCCUGACACUACGCUUGAAUGACCUCAAGUUGAGACUGAGAAUUGGCUACGUGAUUAUUGGGGUAUCGUGGACGACAGCAACGCUGUGCUUGAUUGCUGGUUGCCACCCAACUUCGCAUUACUGGCAGAUAUAUCCCAACCCUGGCGCUCUGUGCCAGCCAACCAACUCGCCCUUGAAUGUGUGGGCUGUACUGAUACCCAAUAUAAUCACGGAUCUGUACCUUCUUUCCAUCCCACUACCGGUUCGUUGCUCGAAUUGUCCGCCAUCUCGCAAUUCCGAGGCUAAUGAGAUCGCCUUGCAGCUUCUAUGGAAGGUCAAUAUUGGACUGCGCACCAAGGCCAGCCUAAUGCUCUUAUUCAGCGGCGCUGUGUUCAUCAUUGCCGCGGGGACUGUCCGAGCUAUUGUUAUUCUGUCGGCUGGUCCUAACGGCGCUGUGAUGGGGAGCGAGUGGGCGUGCCGAGAGAUAUUCGUCGCCAUAGUCGUUACCAACCUGCCCAUAAUCCAACCGUUGAUGCGGAAGGUAGCCGGAAAGAUGGGUCUCAGCGGUAUCUUCAGCAGAUCAUCUCCGACGCGCAGCUACCAGAUCGGAAGCGGCAACGGACCAACCGGCUACAAGCUCGGCAGCAGGCCGAACAACUCCAAGGCCACAAAGUCCAACAACAUGAACACCACGCACGCGACGGCGUGGGGCAGCGACGAGCAUAUUCUGUACGAUGAGAGACAUCAGCCCGGGUCGAAGGACAUCAAGGUCGCGAAGGAGAUCACUGUCGUGGUCGAUGAUGCUGCGUCGACAAGCAAAGCACCCAGCUCGACAGGAGAGACGAAGAGUGAUUGGGGUUAUGAGGCGUAG
Molecule: messenger RNA, 1203 nt
Organism: Anthostomella pinea
Lineage: Eukaryota; Fungi; Ascomycota; Sordariomycetes; Xylariales; Xylariaceae
Source: the annotation of a GenBank genome assembly